Messenger RNA from Clonostachys rhizophaga, 1758 nucleotides. NCBI's taxonomy places the organism in Eukaryota, Fungi, Ascomycota, Sordariomycetes, Hypocreales, Bionectriaceae. The record is from the annotation of a GenBank genome assembly.
AUGUACUACAGCAGUGGCAAUUACGAGGCGUUCGCCAGACCGCUCAAACCGGAUGGCAUUGAUACCAAGCAUGCCUGGAUUGUCGGCUCUGGAUUGGCAGGCCUCUCAACUGCAGCAUUUUUGCUCCGGGAUGCCCAGAUGCCUGGAGAAAACAUCACAAUUCUGGAAGAAUCACAUCUCCCGGGCGGUGCAUUGGACGGACUUGACAUUCCCGAAAAGGGAUUCGUUAUCCGCGGUGGACGGGAGAUGGAAUCUCACUUUGAGUGCCUUUGGGACCUUUUUCGUUCCGUUCCAUCUAUUGAGGAACAAGGUGCGAGCGUUCUCGACGAGUUCUAUUGGCUGAACAAGCGCGACCCAAACAUAUCACUACAAAGGGCGACCGAACGACAAGGUCAGGAUGCUGACACCGGUACUCUUUUCACAUUAAGUGACAAGUCGCAGAAAGAGAUGAUCAAGUUAUUCCUCGCCACACGGAAAGAUGUCGAAGACAAAAGAAUCGACCAGGUUUUCAGCGGGGACUUUUUCAAGAGCAAUUUUUGGUUAUACUGGCAGACAAUGUUCGCCUUUCAGACGUGGCACUCCGCACUGGAGAUGAAACUAUACCUUCACCGGUUUGUGAACCACAUUCAAGGACUGCCCGACUUCUCAACUCUCAAGUUUACCAAAUUCAACCAAUAUGAGUCGCUCGUUCUUCCGCUACGAGGUUGGCUUGAAUCACAUGGGGUGAAGUUUCAGUACCACACGAAAGUGUUAGAUGUGGACUUCAAAGUGUCAGUGAACGAGAAAGAAGCGACCAUAAUUCACUGGUUGGAGAAGGGAAAGGAGGGCGGGCAGGACCUCGAGCUCAACGACCUCCUUUUCAUGACCAUCGGUUCCCUCACCGAGAACUCCGACCUCGGGGAUCAUCGAACCCCAGCUGUUUUAAGGGAUGGACCGGCUCCCGCCUGGGACCUUUGGCGACGAAUUGCCGCCAAAGACAUAGAUUUUGGACGGCCAGAGGUGUUCUGUGGAGACAUUUCUCGAACGAAAUGGCAAUCCGCGACAGUUACGACACUCGAUUCGCGCAUUCCACAAUACAUACAGAAGAUAUGUCGACGAGAUCCUUUCAGUGGAAAAGUGGUGACAGGAGGUAUCGUUACCGCGCGUGAUUCAAACUGGAUGAUGAGCUGGACCGUCAAUCGUCAGCCACACUUCAAAAAGCAGCCCAAGGAUCAGAUUGUUGUCUGGCUAUAUGGGCUUCUCGUCGAACAGCCCGGAAAUUACGUCAAGAAGGCCAUGCAAGAGUGUACCGGCGAGGAGAUCACACAAGAGUGGUUGUAUCACCUGGGCGUUCCCCAAUCGGAAAUAUCCUCGCUGGCCGCUUCGGGUGCGAGAUGCGUACCGGUCAUGAUGCCUUACGUCACGUCCUUCUUCAUGCCACGCAAGAAGGGCGAUCGGCCAAGCGUCGUGCCAGAAGGGGCACGCAAUUUUGCCUUUAUUGGGCAGUUCGCCGAGACGACGAGGGAUACGAUAUUCACCACUGAGUACUCCGUACGGACUGGUAUGGAGGCAGUGUACCAACUCGCAGGAGUUGAUCGAGGAGUGCCGGAAGUUUUUGCAUCGACAUAUGACAUCAGGCACCUGCUCCGCGCUGCUUGUAGUCUACGAGAUGGAAAGGAGCUGGCCACUUGGGUACCCGACAGGAUACGAAAACUUCUCGUUGAAAAGUUAGAAGGUUCCGAGGUCGGACAGUUAUUGCAUGAGUAUCACCUCAUUUAA